UUCACCUCUUUCAUUACCAGUUGUAAAGGAAGAGGGAAGGUACGCUUCUUCUAUUGAUUUUGCAUACAGAAACUUGAAUACGGACGGCUUUUGUACUGAAAGGUAUACAUCAUGUCUUCAAGUCCAGCAGUUCUGAUGCGCUUGGUUGCCUCUUCAUUUACGAUUGCGGAGAAAGCUGCAACAAUAGUCAGGAAUGUGAUGAGUGGAGGAGACCUGGGAAUUGUAGAAAAGAGUGGAGUUGAUGACCUGCAGACAAAAGCUGACCGACUAGCACAACAGAGCAUAUGUGCUUCACUGUCACGGAAAUUUCCAAAAGUGACUGUUAUCGGAGAAGAGGAAUUGCCUUCUGAAAAUGUGAGUGAAGAGCUGAUAGAGAGUGGUCAGAAUGAAGAAAUACUGAAAUACCCUUGCCCAUCGCAAUAUGACUGCAUAAAGGAGGAAGAGCUGGUUGUGUGGGUGGAUCCUUUAGAUGGAACCAAGGAAUACACAGAAGGUCUUUUGGACCAUGUUACUGUGCUCAUUGGAAUUGCUUAUGAAGGAAAAGCAAUAGCUGGUGUCAUAAAUCAACCGUACUACAACUAUGAGGCUGGGAAGGGGGCUGUUCUUGGAAGGACUAUCUGGGGAGUACUUGGUAUUGGAGCCUUUGGAUUCCAGCUGAAAGAACUGCCUGCUGAAAAACACAUUGUCACCACCACUCGCUCCCAUGGUAAUAAGCUGGUCAACGACUGUGUCACUGCCAUGAAUCCUCACAGUGUAAUCCGAGUCGGAGGUGCCGGAAAUAAGAUCAUUCAGCUAAUUGAGGGAAAGGCCUCAGCAUAUGUUUUUGCAAGUCCUGGAUGUAAGAAGUGGGACACUUGUGCACCAGAAGCUAUUUUGCAUGCUGUAGGAGGUAAGUUGACAGACAUGAACGGAAAUGCCUAUCAGUAUCACAAGGACGUGAAGUACAUGAACUCAGCUGGGGUUCUUGCAGCCUUGAGAAAUUUUGACUAUUAUGCCAGCCAUGUGCCUGAAUCUGUUAAGCAAGCCCUUAAAUAGAAGACAUUUUAAUUUCCUGUUUAAAGAAGUAUGUGUUGCUAAGAUAGUAAUAUUAGUAACCAAUACUUUGUAGAUACACUAGAUGCUAAUAAUAUUUUUACAAAGUAUUACAUUCCUUGAAAUCAUAUUUUAGAAUAAAGAGAUUUUGAAAGUGAUGUUUCAUGUUCGAUCCAGCAGCUUUUUCUAUAAAAAUAUUGUAAAAUUGUUGUACUGCUUAAGCUGUGCAUUUGAUUAAUGCCAAAUUGUAAUAAUGAUGUAAAACAGAGAUGUUGUAUAUCUGUGUCCUUUGACAGUUUUACUAGUACUUGCCUUAUAAAGUUUAUUCUUACCUGAUGAUAUAUGCCUGUUUAUCACAUUUAUGCCCUAUAGUACUGAUAUAACUGAACGUAUGUUUACUGUGCUACAUAUUGCUUUGGUACAUCAGAUUACCUUUAAAUUAUAUGGUUAUUUGUUUCUGUAUACCAAGUUAUUGCUUAAUGUGUAAAUAUACAGGGAGAAUUUUAAUUGUUUUCUAAUUUUAUGGCACAAUGAGGCUUGUGUUAAAAGUUUGAAAUAAUUUCAGAAAAAGCUUGGAAUUCACCUGUUUUCUUUAGUUUCUAAGAGAGUGGAAAACUCAUUAAAAUUACUUUUGGAUGA
Molecule: messenger RNA, 1671 nt
Organism: Protopterus annectens (West African lungfish)
Lineage: Eukaryota; Metazoa; Chordata; Ceratodontiformes; Protopteridae
Gene: BPNT1
Product: 3'(2'), 5'-bisphosphate nucleotidase 1
Exons: 9
Coding region: 112-1035 (307 amino acids)
Biological process (GO): phosphatidylinositol phosphate biosynthetic process
Molecular function (GO): 3'(2'),5'-bisphosphate nucleotidase activity
Source: RefSeq, a predicted model, not a curated record